AUGCCAUACACUGCGCCAUUGAAGUCGUUGCUCUCCGCGCAGCACAUCGAGUACUGUGAUUCUCCCGAAGCUCGCGCGGAACGCCCUGGUCUGGUCCGAUCAGUGUCCGCGCGUGUGCAGGGCUCGCGCUCCUACUCUUCUACUUCGUACGUCCGCCGACACCGCAGGAGUCCGUCAAUCUGCAACAAGUCGACCUCUCCGUCAGUCCCCGCCACCACUGAACAAUGCUGCGAUUCCACCCGGGGCGGUGAUCUCACCCCCGAAUCGGCGCCGAACUCUGACGAGGAGUCAUCUCCGUACGGCGGAGACGGUAUCAAGCUCGAGGAGCUGGAGGCUGCGGUCCGGUCGAUUGAACAACACAAGGAAAGUUCGCCGGAAAGAACACCAGAGAAGAUGAGACCUACAGAGGAGCUGGGAACGGACUUUCGAUCCUCUUCGUGUCAACCAUCGGCACCAGCAAUGGAGCUGAAGAUCCCCAAGCCGAACCACAUUCGCCUCUCGAAAGAGGCCCGAAAGAUCGCCCACUCGCGAUCCGCCACCGAGACCGCCAUUGAUUACAAGAGAGAGGAAGCAUUGACCAGCUCUCCCGAUGACAGCGAUGCCGACCUUUCACCGAAACCACCCAUGGUGCGAAAGAAGUCGGGAGAAUUGGUCCGUCCAGCUCUUCGACCCCCAGCGGCUCGACGACGACCUUCGAGCAUGCCCGGAACUCCCGUUUACGCCAAGGCAGUGCACUUCGACUCGCAACUGGAACACAUUCGUCACUUCCUGCAGCUCGAUCGACCACUGGCCGUGAGCGCAGAGACAUCGCCAGUCGAGACCCACGAUGCGGAUGGCGAGUUCCCAUUUGGUCGCGGUGCGGGCAAGAGCAAGAGCUCUUCUUCAUGGGAGUGGGAGCUUCGGCUGUCCAACUUCCCCACAGAUCUGUCGUCUCGUGCAAAUAGCCCUGUUCGCCUGGAAAGAUUGUUCCUGUCUGCCGAUAAGAACACCCUGAUCGGCUCGGUCGCCGUGGCUAAUCUCGAUUUCCACAAGCAUGUGGCCGCUCGCUUUACGUUCGAUUACUGGCGAACCGUGUCGGAAGUCAGUGCAACCUAUUGCCACGAUGUUCGGAGUAUCCACGCGCACGACGGCUGUGAUCGCUUCACGUUCGAAAUCAAGCUGGAGGAUCAGGCCAAAUUGGAGAACAAGACGAUGUUCGUGUGCAUCCGAUACACGUCUGCUGGACAGGAAUUUUGGGACAACAACGGGGGAGUGAAUUACCAAGCUGAUUUCCUCAAAUCGCCCAAGGCGACGGUUUCGAACAACAAGCCAGCCACAACUGGAGCUCGCCCUGCCCUUCCACGCAGUCGAUCAUUCACCGGGUCGCACUCCCGCCCGCACUCCAUGCCGGUAUCGUUCGAUGAUCUCCCGGAUGUCACCAAAAACACUCCAUUUUCGAAUCCUUUCAAUUCCGCCAAGUCACCCCCGCUCAGCCGGGCCACGUCGGACGACAUCGACACCGUCGGCCCACCGAAGCGACGCGAGAAGCCGAGCCCGCAGGCUUUCGGCAACCGCUAUGACUUCGGCGCAUCAUUGACUGCUGCCAUGCGGACCAAGCCACCUGUUGAUCGUACCACACUUACUGCGCGGGCCCGAUCGGGUCAGACUUCCGAGGCGAACCCGGCUAGUCCCGUGGUGAAUGAUGCGGAGACAGGAUCUGGCCGGACUUCUCCUGUGAGCGAUGAAGCUCGAGAGGACCUGAAACCGUCCUCACUGGUGUCUAGCAAACCAUGCCUCGAGUCCUCGGUGUACAAAGAGUUGGUGGAUAAAUACUGCUUUUAUGGCUCUCCCAAGGCGUCACCUCCAAAACCCCAGAGCUACUCGGUGAACGUGAAUGGCGAAGCAGCUUCCCGAUACUUUGCCAACGGUACACCCUCGCCACCUCUUUCUCCCCGCUCCCCCGCUCCUCUGGAGCCGGCCGCGACCGGGGGAUCUCGCGAGAAUCGCCCUGCGUCUUCGAGUCCGCGGACCUCCCCCAGGGCUUCUCCUUCCCCCAUGUCCUUCCGCCAUUCCUACCAUCAUUCCCUGCCGAAUGGAUUCAUGAAGGACCCUCAGUCGUCGCCAGUCAUCCGAGGAGAAUUCGAUGUUUCGUUACUGGAGAUGGAUCGAUCGGUUGAUUCGUUUUCUUACCCGCCCCUUGCCCAAUGUGCAUAUGCCCCCUCGUCGGCGCUCAGUGAUUAA
Messenger RNA from Penicillium argentinense, 2220 nucleotides. Its product is annotated as protein phosphatase regulator GAC1. The transcript has 4 exons. The coding region runs from base 1 to 2220 and encodes 739 amino acids. Gene Ontology annotation, biological process: regulation of glycogen biosynthetic process. Gene Ontology annotation, molecular function: protein phosphatase 1 binding; glycogen binding. The record is from RefSeq and is a predicted model, not a curated record. NCBI's taxonomy places the organism in Eukaryota, Fungi, Ascomycota, Eurotiomycetes, Eurotiales, Aspergillaceae. Gene Ontology annotation, cellular component: protein phosphatase type 1 complex.